Euleptes europaea (tarantolino) is the source of this 1837-nucleotide messenger RNA. It is a transcript of the gene CDT1, whose product is annotated as chromatin licensing and DNA replication factor 1. Gene Ontology annotation, biological process: regulation of DNA-templated DNA replication initiation; DNA replication checkpoint signaling; mitotic cell cycle. The record is from RefSeq and is a predicted model, not a curated record. Gene Ontology annotation, molecular function: DNA binding; DNA polymerase binding. Bases 5 to 1837 code for a protein of 610 amino acids. The transcript has 10 exons. Gene Ontology annotation, cellular component: nucleus. NCBI's taxonomy places the organism in Eukaryota, Metazoa, Chordata, Lepidosauria, Squamata, Sphaerodactylidae.
GGCCAUGGCGCAGCUGCGGGUGACCGACUUCUUCGCCCGGAGCAAGAAGGGGCCGGCGGGCGGCAAGCGCAGGAAAGUCCGCGGCGCCCCGGCAGAGGCCCAGGAGGCCUCGGCCAGGCCCAGCCCCGAGCCGCAGCGGCCGGCCUGGCUGGCCUCCCCCCGCACGCCGGCCGGGCCCGGCGGCCCGCAGAGCCCGGCCACGCCCGGCAGCAGGAAGAGGCGCCGGUCGAGCUCCGGGCUGGAGCGGGAGGCGGAGCGGGAGCCCUCGGGCCUCGUCCCCGCGCGGCGCGGCCACAAGGGGACGGCCCGGAAGAAGCUGGCGAUGCCCCGGGAGGCGGUCCCGGGCCCCUCUUCCCCCACCCCCUCCAGCCUGGACAAGAAGGUGAAGGAUCUGGUGAACGUGAGCCUCUCGCCAGGCCAGAAGCAGGAGACUGGGGAGCAGACCAGCCUGGCCACGCCAGAGGAGAAGGAUUUGGCCAGAGACACACUUGCACAGCUGAGAUGCCGGCUGGAGAAAGUUCAGGCGCUGACCCAGAAAGGCCGAGUGCCGGCCGGUGCCUCCGAAGCCAAAGGAGAUGUAAAGAGCACGUUGCAGCGGGCACGGCAGCUGGAGUCCAAGAUCCGUGCAAGGAAAACAGCCAAGGAGGAAAAGGAAAGUCUCUCCCGGCUCCAGUUGGCCACACGGGAUCCCAAGCCGGAAGCAGAAGAAAGUGAAAAAACGCCAGCCUACCAGCGAUUCCACACCCUCGCCCGGGAUGUGCCCCCCGGGCUCACGCUACCCUACAAGUACAGGCUGCUGGCCGAGAUGUUCCGCAGCAUGGACACCAUCGUUGGGAUGCUUUUCAACCGCUCGGAGGUGGUGACCUUCUCCAAGGUCAAGCAGGGCGUCCAGGACAUGAUGCGCAGGCAGUUUGAAGAACAGAAUGUGGGCCAGAUCAAGGCGGUGUACCCAGCCGCCUACACGUUGCGCCAGGAGAAGAACAUCCCCACCUUCAGCAGCGGAGGCCUGAAGCGAAGCGACUACCACCUUACCAUUGAACCUGUGGUGGGAGGAGGAGAGAAGCUGUCGGCAUCACGUCUGCUGGAACGCCAAAAAGUGUUCCACAGGAACCUGGUGAACAUUGUCAAAGAGCAUCACAAGGCUUUCCUGGCAUCCCUCAACCCUCCAAUGAUGGUCCCGGAUGACAAGCUUGCCAGAUGGCACCCUCGGUUCAAGGUCGACGAAGUGCCCAACAUUGUGCCAGAUGAGCUGCCUAAGCCCCCCCAGGUGGAUAAGCUCACCACAGCCCAGGAAGUGCUGGCGAAGGCGCGCACCAUGCUGACCCCCAAGAUGGAGAAGGCGUUGGCCAAUCUGGCCCUGAAGACGGCCGAAGCCAGCCCCUCCGCGCCGGAGACCCCGAGGCCUGCCCCGCUCUCUCCUGCUACCACCCCCAGCAGCCUGAAGGGGGUAUCACAGUCCCUGUUGGAGCGGGUCAGAGCCAAGGAAGCUCAGAAGCUGCAGGCCCUGAUGACGAGAGACCCCCUGCAAGAGCAGCGCCUGGACAGGCUGGGGCGGCUGCCCGAGAUGGCGCGGGUCCUGCGCAACGUGUUUGUGGCCGAGAAGAAGCAAGCCCUCCCCAUGGAGGUGGUGUGCCAGCGGAUGACGGAGAGCUACCGGGGCCUCCUGAUGCCUGGAGAGAUGGAGAAGCACCUUCGCCUCUUCUCGGAGCUGCUGCCGGACUGGCUGAGCGUCCUGCCCGUUCGGACCGAGACCUACAUCAAGCUGGACAAAAGCCUCGACCUCAACGUCAUCACGGAGCGCCUGAUCGCCCGGGCCAAGGAAGAGGAGAAGCUCUGA